UUGAACUUGAAACUUGAAAUUACGAAAGAUGGUAGCGGCAGUCAAAUUACAUGGUUGAAUGUGGAUUUAGUACAGCGGCUGGAGACAGUAGCUCGAUGAUACUGCAAAUAUUCAAAAGGAAGAUAGUGAAGAGAACAACUCGUCAGUUUCACUGACGCUUUUAGAACAAUUACGUAGUGCUACAGCGACAAGAAAAUGCAGGACAACGAGCCAUUCAAACUCGGGCAGCGAGUUCACUCAGCAAGCGAUCCUCGCCGAAUUGGAAUGGUGAAAUACAUUGGACCAGUCGAAGGCUAUUCGGGCACGUGGGUAGGCGUUGAUUGGGAUAAUGGAGAAGGGAAACACGAUGGCUCAGUGAACGGAGUCCGAUAUUUCCAAGCAAGAUCAGACAAGUCCGGUUCAUUCAUUCGGGUCCCGAAUCUGAAUCCGGGUAUUUCGUUAGUAGAAGCUUUACAUAUCAGAUACAAAGGGGAAUCCACUAAAGAAGAAGAGGAUGAAAUGUAUGUACUUUCAGCUAGUAACAAAAAGGUAUCUGUUGAAUUUGUGGGGAAAGAGAAAAUAAAAGAUAAAUUAAGUAAAUUUGACGAAUUGAAGAGUGCUUCACUGCCUUUUCUGGGUAUCAGCUCUCCUGGAUCACCAACUGAUAUCAGAAAUUUGGUGCCAAAUCUGAAGGAGCUAGACUUGACGGGAAAUUUACUUUCAGAAUGGAAGGAUAUCGGUACCAUAUGCGAGCAAUUACCAGCUCUUGCAGCACUUAAUUUGUCUAAUAACUUAAUGUCACGGACCAUCGCUGAGUUAUCCCAACUGAAAAACAUCCAUAUUCUAGUUUUAAACAAUACUGGCAUAAAUUGGACACAGGUUGAAGUACUUAAUCAUCUAUUGCCAGCGAUUGAGGAGCUACAUCUGAUGGGGAAUGGCAUCGGCACAAUAAUGUCAUCAUCUUCAUCAAUUGUUCAAGGAUUUGAUUCUUUGCGACUUCUGAAUUUGGAAGAUAAUUUUAUAGCUGAAUGGAAUGAAAUCUUAAAGCUUUCUUCACUAAGAAGUUUGGAGCAGCUUUAUUUGAACAAAAACAGAUUGAAAAGAAUCUUUUACCCAGAUGCUGAUACAAUAGACAAAUUACUUACCGGGUCUGAAUCUAAUGUUGAAAUUCCUUUUCAAAAUUUGCGUUGCCUUCUUCUUGGAGGUAACAGAAUUGAGGAUCUGGCCUCAGUUGAUUCGUUAAACUCAUUCCCAAGAUUGGUGGAUGUCAGGCUUUCUGAAAAUCCAAUAGCUGAUACUGGAAGAGGUGGUAUCCCAAGAUUUGUUUUGAUCGCAAGGUUAUCAAAAGUUGAAAUACUAAAUGGAAGUGAGGUAACUCCUCGUGAAAGAAAGGACUCUGAAAUCCGAUAUGUCCGGUUAGUUAUGUCAAAGCUACAGGACAAUACAAUUGAAAUCAAAGAGCUACAUCCAAGGUUUGCUGUGCUCAAGGCUCUUCAUGGCAUUGAAGAUGAAAGGCCAUCAAUUGGAACUUCAAGCCCUCAAAAAAUGGCUUCUGGACUUAUAUCAAUAACUUUAAAAUGUGUGGGUGCAUCCAUUGGUGAGAAACCUCUCAUAACAAAGAAAUUGCCAGCAACUGCAACGGUUGGCAAGCUCAAAAUUCUAUGUGAAAGCUUUUUCAAGCUUAAGUCUAUCAAGCCGAGAUUAUUUCUUCAGGAAGAGGGUUCCCCCCUACCCUUACUGCUGGAUGAUGAAAUGUUAACUUUAAUGGAUAUUGGGAUUGGCAAUGACUCGACCAUUCUCGUUGAUGAAGAGAGCUGACACUUGACACAAGUAGAUACAAAUGAGCUCAUUAUAUACUACUGCAAAUUUUAUGAGUUGGAGUUUAAUGUUGUUUCAGAUUUUGCUUCAGCUUUUCCAUUUACACCUUAUUAGAUCCAUGAUAUAUCUUCUACCAUUUCUCUCUUCA
This is a messenger RNA of Ricinus communis (castor bean), 1945 nucleotides long. RefSeq names its product tubulin-folding cofactor E. Gene Ontology annotation, biological process: protein folding. Gene Ontology annotation, molecular function: alpha-tubulin binding. NCBI's taxonomy places the organism in Eukaryota, Viridiplantae, Streptophyta, Magnoliopsida, Malpighiales, Euphorbiaceae. The transcript has 15 exons. The record is from RefSeq and is a predicted model, not a curated record. The coding region runs from base 196 to 1797 and encodes 533 amino acids.